GUUCCUAAUUACAGGCUCCUCUGACAAUAGGGACCUCUCCUCUUCCACUGGGGCAGAGAGGACAGCCUCCUCCCUACAGGUCCUUGUGACCACGGCCACGUGCCUGACUCAGACUGAGAUGCUUCUGGCAGAACCCCAUCCCUCCCCUCUUCCUACUGCUGAAUUCACCUUUCCAGGUGGGUUGUGCAGCUCUUACAGUGAAUGACCUGGACCCUUGGCUUCCAAGUCAGACCCUUGACUUGGUCUGCAUUGUCAAGUGCCCGAAGUUGACUCUUCUCUUGCCAAGUGUUCUACCAAUAACAAUAAAUAAUGACAAUAACAGCACCAUCGUGUUGGUGCUGGACACUUUUUAUAUGCCAGGCCUUGUGCUGAAUUUUAUAUAUGGGCUUUUUGUCUUCAUAGACUUAAUUCUUUAGAUCAGUUUUAGGUUUAAGGGAAAAAUGUGCAGAAAGCACAGAGAGUUCCCAUAUCCUCCCUCUUCCCCCUCCUCCCUGUGAUUAACAUCUUGCCUCAGUAUGAUACACGUGUUACAGUUGAUGAGCUAGUAUUGAUACGUUAUUCUUGUUUUUGAAACAUUACUGUUAAUGAAAGUCCGUGGCUUACAUCAGGGUUGGCUUUUUGUGCUGUUCCACGGGUUUUCUUAAGUGCAAAUGCCACGCAUCUCCCGUUACAUUGUAGUACAGAAUAGUUUCACUGUCUAAAAAUAAAAAUGCCUGUGUUCCACCUAUUCAUCUCUCCCUCCUUUCUCUCCUCCCCCGACAACCACUGAUCUUUUUACUGUCUCUAUAGUUUUGCCUUUUUCCAGAAUGCCGUAUGGUUGGAAUCAUACAGUUUGCAGCCUCUUCAGACUGACCUCUGACCCUUAGUAAUACGCAUUUAAGGUUCUUCCAUGUCUGUGUUUUAUUCUUCCAUUUAGUCCUCAGUGCACCUUUACAGGUGGGUACCGCUAUGUCCAUUUUACAGAUGAGGAAACCGAAGUCAAGAGAAGAUGAGGGACUUGUCCACAGACACAUAGCUAGUCAUAACACAAGUCUUGCCUGAUUCUGGAACCCCUGUUUUUAAGCACCAUGUUGCAUUGCUUCUUAGGGAGACAGAGAGCUGUUAACAGUUUGGGGGAGAGGGGCCUCCAAGGAGAGUGAGGAAAAGUAAAGUAAAAAGAUAAACAUUUUGGAGAAUUCGGGAAAGUCCAUGGCAGUCCACCUCAGCAAAGCCUCUUUGGGAGGUCAGAACCACACACAGUUACCAAGAGUCUGCAUUUGUGACUUUGUCUUGUGCCUCAGUGGCUGUAACACGAGUAACAGUGCUGAUACUUUCACCAGAAUAGUCCCCAGUGCCCUAGAACUACGUUGUGUGUGAGCCAGGUCCCCACACGAGGUGUGGGACAGGUAGCUCUGAGAUGUUCUGAUUGAGCCUCAUGGUGAUAGAAUAGUGUGCUCCCUCAGCCCAAACCUUCCAAGGCUGACGAUAAAGGUGAGGGUUACAGAAAUACGAAAUCUGAUGGAGGUACAGGAAGAGUCAUCCCUGUCUCUCCUCCUGGCAUCUUCCACCAGGAUUUUUGACUGACAUGGACAACACGAUUUUAUAUCCUGUUGCUGUGUGCACUGCAUCUAGAUUGAACCAAAGGAAAUGAAGAAACCAAGNGCCCCUUUUGCCUUCCUUUCCACCAAGCCCAGUUUGUCAGAGUCACUGUCAUGGCUGCUGAUAGACUCCAGACCUCACAGGUGUUGUUUCACUACCGACUUAUUUUCUCCUUGAGUCUGACAGUCAAACAUGGCUGGCUUGCCAUUUAAAUUUAUGUCACUGUUUGCCUUGAGAUGCUGUGGCCUAUUGACAGCAAAUUUGUAUGUCACCAUAGUACUUUUCCUUCAAAAAGGAAGAUCUCACAGUGCAAGGCAAUGUGAAAUAGAAUCUAGAAUGUAAGCAUGGUGUGGAAGAUGUACAGGGCAGGGAAUGGGUUAAGCUCAGCGGCAGUCCCGGGUCUUGACACAAAACAUGGGUGUGCUUUUUGGUCUUGACUUGCAUAUCUGUAAGAGAAUGAGGAGGAUUCAGUGGCCCCUGGGGCACUCCCACUACUCCCGUCUAUGAGUCAUUGAUCCUGAGAGUAGGAAGGAGAAUUUGUCUCGCUGUGUCCCCUUAGCACCUUGUCAUUGAGAACUGACCAUACAUAUACUCAUGCCCACAAGGUAAAGGGAAUCAACAGUGAAGGACAUGGAACGUGCCAGAAGGCAGACACAGUGUUUGCUGCUGUUAAGUGAUUACACUGGCCACACCAUUGGCCUCUGGUGGUUUCAGCCCCUUCACAGAGAGAAUCCCCAAUUCUCAGGGGCUCCUCUUUCCUUGUCAUUUACUCUCACAUGGAAUGUCUGGUUAGUUUGGGGUUCAUUCAGUAUCCCAUAUUUUUCUCUAAUAUGAACUUCCCCACCCAUUGCAGACUGGACCUGAGGUCAUGUGGCCAUGUGGCCAUGUGUCCAAGUGGGAGGAAAUAGAUUCUGGGAUUUUGGACUUCCAGACCUCACUGCCUCAAGUGGAGAGGCUGAGAGACAGAUUGGAUUGGGAGCUCUUGCAGUCACCAGCGUUUCUUUUCCAGAUCCCCUGGAUCAGCAACCCUAAACAGUACUGAUGAGGUUGGCAUGUUGCCCUGUAGCAUGUCCUGAUCUGUCAUCCGUUAGUGAUGUCUGCUGUGAGCAUCUGGGGUAUGGAUGGGAGUGGUUUUAGGUCUUAUAUGUGUCAUCCCUUCUUUGGGUAUUUUCCAACGCUCACUUCCCCUUGGGAUGGACGUGAAUGUUCACAUGUGGCUUAAAGCGUCCGUUUCUCUUACAUGCUCUGCUUGUAGGAUGUGCGACGUGUGCCCGGGGUUGCCCCGACUCUUGUCCGGUCGGCAUCUGAGACCAGUGAGAAACGCCCCUUCAUGUGUGCUUACCCGGGCUGCAAUAAGAGAUAUUUUAAGCUGUCACACUUACAGAUGCACAGCCGGAAGCACACUGGUGAGAAACCAUACCAGUGUGACUUCAAGGACUGUGAACGAAGGUUUUCUCGUUCAGACCAGCUCAAAAGACACCAAAGGAGACACACAGGUGUGAAACCAUUCCAGUGUAAAACUUGUCAGCGAAAGUUCUCCCGGUCUGACCACCUGAAGACCCACACCAGGACUCAUACAGGUAAAACAAGUGAAAAGCCCUUCAGCUGUCGGUGGCCCAGCUGUCAGAAAAAGUUUGCCCGCUCAGACGAAUUAGUCCGCCAUCACAACAUGCACCAGAGAAACAUGACCAAACUCCAGCUGGCGCUUUGAGGGGGUCCGACCCAGGGACACAUCUAUGUCCCAGGCAGGACAGUGUGUGAACUCCUUUCAAACCUGACUUUAAAAUUCCUCCUCACUCACCUAAGAAGGAAAUGGCCGGUGAUCGUCUUCAUCCAGCUUCCAAGACAAGAUGCUUGUCCUACCGGAUCCUACCAGGUUUGCCCAGAGGGGUCGGGCUCUGCCCUGCUUGCUUUUAGUUGAUUCAAAGGCCGUGGAGAAGCGGCUGUCAAUGUCUAGUUAGUUAAAAGCCCAUCUCCGCCAUUUGGUCUGGAUUUUCCACUGUAAGAAGAGCCAUUGUUGAUAAUGUCCCCCUGCCCCCUCUUCUUCUCCUUUUACACUCCUCUUCGCUAGGAAUGGAGUCAUUGUACCAUUUUCCAUCAUAGAAUAUUUAUAGGCCGGGGCAUGUGUAUGUGUCUGCUAAUGUAAACUUUGUCAUGGUUUCCAUUUACUAACAGCCAGAAAUAAAUCAGAGAGCAAAGCGCUGGGGCUGAGUCCCGUCCGGCAUUCCGGAGGUUAGACAGGCCGCUAACCUGGAAGGCAGAUGUAAUGCUACCAGGCACCUUUAAAAAUGUGUGCGUUUCAAGCAGCUGAAGAAAGAACCAGAACUAACCAGUACCUCUGUAGAGAAAUCUAAAAGAAUCUUCCCGUUCGGCUAAUUCAAUGUUAACAUGAGCACAACGCUGUUAAGAAACUGUGCUUGAAGGUCUGAGAUUUUGGUUUUGUUUAUUUUCGAUUUUUUUGAGUUGUAAUCACAUGCAUCUCCCGAGAUGUACAUAUCUCCUCACACAAAGGAAGUGGAAUUCAUUUUUAUCAUCUGGGGUGUCCUUAGAGUGUACAGACCACGUUGGGUGUGUGGCUUCAAGUUGUAAAAAUUAAAGUGAUUCUAGAAGAAAAUUGGGCUGGUCCAGGAUCUCCACUGAUAAGACUGUUUUUAAGUAACUUUGAGUCUACCAGUGUAUGCGACAAAAUGAGACUUACUAGUGUGAGGAAAUCCAUUGUUUAAAUGUGGUUGUGUGUGUGUGUGUGUGUGUGUGUGUGUGUAAAGGAGGGUGUUUAUUAUUUACUGUUGCUUGAAAUUAUUGUGUAAAUAUAUAUAUCUGAUAAUGAUUUGCUCUUUGACAACUAAACUUAGGAAAUGUAUAAAUGUUAGAUGCAUCACUGUUUUGGUGUUGAUCUUACAACGUAUCAAUGAUAACACUAAAAAUGUAACCUGCAUUUUUCACUUCACUCUCAAUUAAAGUCUAUUCAAAAGGAAAGUGGCAAGAUUGUAUCAGCUGCAUUGUGUUCAACUCUUAAGAACAGUUGAGACUGUCUGAAACAGGUAAGAAGACGCUACUGGACAUCGAUGAUCACUACUGUAGUCUGUCCACGUCCUGACUGCCCUCUGUUUCUCCCUGUUGAACCUCAGGAGGCAAUUACCCAUCCUGGAAGCAGCCAAAAUCCUUUUAAAGUGAUGGCACUCAGGCUGUGCUCAGGUGGGUUUGUGGAUGGCAUGGUGGGAAGCGCGUUCAAGGGUUUAUUUUAAUCAGGCUAUCCUCGUAUCACUUGCUACUCCAGGUCAGCAAAUGAGAAUAGGGAUGCUAAUGAUGACUGGUCUUUCUGGAAAGUUCACAGGUACAUACUGCAGGCAGGAGGCCAUGGGCUGAACACCUGGCACAAUGGAGUUGCCAACUGUAGUUGCUAUACGCCAGCUCAGCAGGUUCAAAGCUGCUUAGACUUUCCAGGACAGCCGAGUGUAAAAGCAAAGGUCUACGUUAUGUAUGAACUAUGAACUCUGUCUGGUUCUGGUGUAUGGUCUCUGCGCUGUAAGUAAGGAGAUUGAGCUGGUGCCGCCCCUCCCAGCGCCAGGAGCUGGAGUGCGCAUGCGUCCAGCUACACCUCUUCAUUUACAAUGUAUCCCCAGCAGACCGCAGCUCAGAGUUCGGGCCGCCUAAAAGUCCGGUCCUGAGGCCCCUCGUCGUUUGCAUCUGGCUCUUGCAUCACUGUUAAUUAUAGCGAGUAUGGUGACUCAUUUGUAUCAGCCGGUUUUAUCUUUUCCUGCCAGAAGACAGCAUUUCUCUGGAGAAGCUCAGGACAAGCAUGGCAACGUCAGCAAGUCAGAGUGAGCCAGGUUUCACAACAAAAGCAAAGCCACAUUGUUUCAACGGCAGGAGGAAGACCAGAGAUUCUCACACUGCCCUAGUGGCUUAGCAGGCGACAGUUAAGGUCAUGGGCUUCGGUAAGCCGACCAACCUGGGUUCAAAUCCUAAAUCCCCAGUUUGCUCCUCUGUAAGGUAGGGGCGGAAGAUUCCCCUGCCUGAUAGGAUUAUUGUGAAGAUUAAAUUUGGAAGGGAGGGAGGGAGGAAGGGAGAAAAGAAAACAUUUAGGACAUAGCAAAGGCUUAAAAAGCAUUACCUAGGGAACUGAUUACGCAAGAACUC
Molecule: messenger RNA, 5718 nt
Organism: Ailuropoda melanoleuca (giant panda)
Lineage: Eukaryota; Metazoa; Chordata; Mammalia; Carnivora; Ursidae
Gene: WT1
Product: WT1 transcription factor
Exons: 4
Coding region: 2909-3289 (126 amino acids)
Biological process (GO): regulation of transcription by RNA polymerase II
Cellular component (GO): nucleus
Molecular function (GO): RNA polymerase II cis-regulatory region sequence-specific DNA binding; DNA-binding transcription factor activity, RNA polymerase II-specific
Source: RefSeq, a predicted model, not a curated record